Molecule: messenger RNA, 2724 nt
Organism: Dendronephthya gigantea
Lineage: Eukaryota; Metazoa; Cnidaria; Anthozoa; Malacalcyonacea; Nephtheidae
Product: vesicular inhibitory amino acid transporter-like
Exons: 1
Coding region: 267-1568 (433 amino acids)
Biological process (GO): amino acid transmembrane transport
Cellular component (GO): vacuolar membrane
Molecular function (GO): amino acid transmembrane transporter activity
Source: RefSeq, a predicted model, not a curated record
CCUGACUUGCAGGCUGUAUUCUCCUACCUGUAGAUUAGAGCAGGUGCGAAUUUGAUCAUAAUUCUUGCUGUUUUGUCAAGCUCGAAUAAUAAAAACAUAAUAAAAAUCAUACUGAUUUUAUAGGAUUUUUGUCGGUAUUCGCAAACGCGUCGGUAUUUUCUACUGCUGACGACAAUGAUGUUUCAUUUACAUUAACAAAAGAUGAUGGGAAAAUUAUACCAAACAACCAGAACAAACGUGAAGUUGACCUAAUUGCUAGAGAUUCGAUGCGGAAUAUUGAUGAAACAAAAACGGAGGAAAGUUCAGAUGGUAAGAUUACGACCUUUGAGGCAUUUUGGAACAUUUGUAAUACAAUCCAGGGUUUUCCGAUUCUUUCCAUCGCAUAUGUCAUCCAGUGUGGCGGAAUUGUGUCAAUCAUCUCUUUGCUUGUCGUGUCAGUUACUUCAUGUUAUACCAGUUAUUUGAUAGUCGCGUGCAUGUACGUGUAUAACAACAAUGGAGAACUUGUGCGUGUUCACUAUUCGUUUGCGAACAUCGGAAGUGCUGUGUGGGUAAAAGGAGGAGGCACGUUAGUUCUUGUGAUCCAAUUUAUCCAACUUUCACUUAUAUGUUCAUUAUGUUCAUUCAUCGUCAGUUCUGUCCUUCAUACACUUUUCUGCCAUCUUGGAGUCCCCCCCUGGAUUUGGAUACUUCUCAGCGCCUUACCAUUUUUGCCCAAUGCUUUUAUCACCAACCUGUCGCAAGUUACCUGGACGAGUAUCGUGGUGAUAGUUUCCGCUGGAAUCAUAUUUGGAAGUGUUCUGAUCUAUAGCCUUACACAUACUUACAAAUGGAACUGGUCAGUGUUACUGACAUUCAAUGUUGAUAAAUUUCCAGUCGCCGUAAUGUGGCUCAUGUCCAGUUACUUCUCUCAGCCUUAUGUGGCGGUUAUUGAAGAAUCAAUGUCUGUUAAAAAGAGAUUUGGUCCCAUCUUAAUCCUGUCCUUCCUUGGAAUGACUUUGAUUAACUUUUGCAUGGGUAUUAUUGCAGCUGCCACCUUCUUUCCUGCAACAAAAGAAGUGAUAACCGAUAACCUUCCUGCCGGUCCCUUCAGAAUCCUGGUCGCAUUAACCGCAACCAUCCUCUCGAUCGCAUCGUUCACGCUGCCAGUGUUCACUGUGUUCGAAGUACUAGAGCAUUUCUGCAUCGACAAUCAGCUAAUUGAAGAUAAAAGAUCAGAAAAUCGUCCUUCAGCACGUCAAGUUAUGUACCGUUGUUUUAUAAUCGCAAUGACAAUUCUACUUGCUACACUUCCGAAUUUUUCCCAAUUGGUUGCAUUUCUCAGCAGUUUCACAGGGACGAGUUUAGAAGUGAUUUUUCCAUCCUUGUUUCAUAUAAAGCUAUGUUACCACCGUAUGACAUUAUGGCAACUCGCCCUCGACGUUCUCAUUUUGAUAUUUGGCGUAACGAUGCUUGCAUGUGGUUUGUACUUAUCCCUAAGGACCCUUGUUAUAAGGAAUUCAACAGUUGAUCACGCUCCUCCUCAUCUACAUCAUUAUAUAGUAAAAGCCGUUGUAGAGGUGCAGUAGAAAUGAAGGAUGUAUUACUCCAAAAAUACGUACGCAAUUUUCGGGAAAACUAUACGUAACUAUUUCAUAGCUAAUCAGGUAUUUUAGACAGUUUUUGGUCAUAGUAAAUGCAUCCGCGAUGGCCGCGUAAGAACCUGCAUGGGGGAAAACCUGCACGCCUCUCGUGUAGCCUUAGUAUUCUAUAAUACUUUUGUCAAACGGGCGGCAAUACGAACCCACUGGUUUAUUAAAUAGGCUCAUUUGCAUGCACAAAAAGCUAAGGAGGUCUAUAGAGCAUUCAGGGGCGUAGAAACCGGGGGGGGGUAAACAUUGAUAUGCUCUCCUGAAGGAUACGAGCUUCAUCUAAAUUAAUAUAGUAAAAAUGAGACAAAGUUUAAAACGAUUUUUUUAGAAGCUAUGUGUGCUUGCCACUUGCGAUAUUCACACGUAAUAAGAACGGCACUCAGUAAUGCAUUCAACUGAAAUGUUUUAUAAUUUUUAUAUUAAAAAGUAGAAAUGUAUACUGAAUGCUGAAUGUGGUAAGAAUAAAUACCACCGACUUCCAUAACUAUAUACAACUAUACAAUAAAUUCAAUCUAACUUUUUAUUAAUUACACAUUACGCUUUAUCUGCCAUCUUAAAAAUGAAAGAAUUCUUGGUAUACGAUCAGUGUGAAUGUGUGGUAUAUUAAAGUUCUUUUUUAAACAAUUUCUCGCAUAUCAUGCACGCAUAACAAGUUGUGAUGUUCAUCAAUUGGCCAUAUAUAUAUAUAUAUACAUUCAAACUUUCACCCGCUGAACAAUAAUCUACUCCUUGCGCAUGCUUCGGGAGGGCUGGUACAUUGUUAUUGUUGAUCGAUCGAACACAUGCAUAUAUAUGAAAUAAUAUCGGAUCUGCAGUUGCAUGGCAUCGACCUUAGCCCUCUUUAACUGAACUUAAUAACAUAGUCUAGAUCUCUUAUUGGCUUCUUGAUGACCUCUUCGAUAUGAGCGCUCCAUGUAAAAUGAUUACUUAGGCCUUGCUUAUUCCCCACAAACAAACGUCGCGUUUUGGUCGCGUCGAAUGCAAUUCAAACAAUAGAUAAUGAGAGAAUUGCAUUAAUUCGACGUUACCAAAAUGCGACGUUUAACUAAGGGCUGCUUUCCAGUUACGCGUUUCAGUUUUAUGUACGCACGUA